Molecule: messenger RNA, 6137 nt
Organism: Chinchilla lanigera (long-tailed chinchilla)
Lineage: Eukaryota; Metazoa; Chordata; Mammalia; Rodentia; Chinchillidae
Gene: Dnmbp
Product: dynamin binding protein
Biological process (GO): intracellular signal transduction
Cellular component (GO): cytoplasm
Molecular function (GO): protein binding; guanyl-nucleotide exchange factor activity
Source: RefSeq, a predicted model, not a curated record
GUGGUGAACCAUGGAGCCUGGCUCAGUGGUUCGAGCGAUCUUUGACUUCUGCCCUAGUGUAUCAGAAGAACUGCCGCUCUUUGUGGGUGAUGUCAUUGAGGUGUUGGCAGUGGUAGAUGAAUUUUGGCUUCUAGGAAAGAAGGAGGAUGUUACAGGACAGUUCCCCAGCAGUUUUGUGGAAGUUGUGACCAUUCCCAGUCUAAAAGAGGGAGAAAGACUGUUCGUGUGCAUCUCUGAAUUUACAUCCCAAGAACUAAGCAGUCUUCCGCUCCAUCGAGGUGACCUGGUGAUUCUCAGUGAUGAUGCUCCCACUGCAGGCUGGCUGCAGGGCCGCAGCUGCUGGGGGUCCCGGGGCUUCUUCCCAUCCUCAUGUGUUCGAGAACUCUGCCUCUCCUCCCAAAGCCGGCAGUGGCACUCACAUAGUGCACUGCUUCAGAUUCCCGAGUACUCCAUGGGACAAGCGCGAGCCCUCAUGGGGCUUUCUGCUCAGCUGGAUGAGGAGUUGGACUUCAGGGAAGGAGAUGUGAUUACCAUUAUUGGAGUUCCUGAGCCAGGCUGGUUUGAAGGGGAGUUAGAAGGUCGAAGAGGCAUUUUCCCAGAAGGUUUUGUAGAGCUUUUGGGGCCCCUGAGGACUGUGGAUGAAUCAGUAACUUCCGGAAAUCAAGAUGACUGCGUUGGUAAUGGUGAAAUGGAUAUCCCUUUAGAAGAAGAGAAGGGACCAGAGGAGGAGGGUGAGCAGCCGGGGGCCUAUGGAAUUGCCCUCUAUAGAUUCCAAGCUCUGGAGCCGAAUGAAUUGGAUUUUGAAGUAGGGGAUAAAAUUCAAAUUCUGGCAACCUUGGAAGAUGGCUGGCUAGAAGGAUGCCUAAAGGGCAGAACAGGCAUCUUUCCUCACCGCUUUGUAAAGUUAUUUCCUAACGCUAGCACAGAAGAGGCCAUUGCUCUGUCCCAGGAAGGCAGCCCUACCAAACCCCCAGAAGGUUCUUGGGAUGCUGUGGAGAACUCCUUAGCAGUGGAGGAACCAGGACAUGCCUGUCGUGAGUACAAAGAAGAGAGGAGCAGCUCUGUUCUUCCUGAGACCUCCGCUUCUCCCCUAAAUCACCUGACUCCUGAAUAUGAUACAAAUGAGAACUCCAGUCAAGAUGAAAUUACCUCAGGCGGGCUCCCUGCAAGCCCUGGUGCAAAGCUCGCAAAGCCUCUUACUAAAGCCUCUGACAUGACCGAUCAUUUGGAGGCAGUCAAUGGUGUUUCUUCCCAACCUCAGGUACCUCUUCAUCCCAAAUUGCAGAAAAACCAGUAUUAUUCUACAGCAGGAGGGAGCCAUCAAAGGUUAGAACAGUUCUCUGACCUUCCUCUUGUAGAAGCCAGGACUAGAGACUACUCUACCCUACCUCCCAGAGGGACGUAUGCCCAGCGGGGCUCCCUGAAGAAGCUACAGGCCUCCAUUCACAGGGGCUCCUCUUUCAUAGCCUCAAGGGUAACUCAGCCUAGUCAGUUGAGCCCUGAAUCCCAGGGCAUGGCAGAGUGUGCUAAGAAGCACUACAUAUCCAAAGAAAACACCUCUAGCUUCUGCUCCACAUCAGAGAGAUCAGAAAGCAAACCUGGUCCACAGGGCAAGGGGCCUAGUGUGGCAGUAACAGUACUUUCACAUGGAGAUGGCAGCAUUGACCUGGAUUCCAAGUUGACACAACAGCUGGUAGAAUUCGAGAAGAGCCUAUCAAUGUCUGCCACAGAACCAGAUAAAAUUCUACGCCACUUUUCAAUUAUGGACUUUAACUCCGAGAAGGAUAUCGUCCGAGGUUCUUCAAAAGUAGUCUCUUCGCAGGAGCUACCUGAGAGGAAAAAAGCCCUAAGACCACCACCACCCCGACCCUGUACUCCCACAGCUACUUCACCCCACUUGCUGGUUGACCAGAGCCCAAAACCUGCACCCCCGUUGCCUGUGCGGCCUUCUCGCCCCGCUCCCCUGCCUCCUUCUGCACAGCAGAGAACAAGUGCAGCCUCCCCCAAUCCAUCCUCCUGUCGCCGUCCUAGCUUCAAGCCUCUAGAAGAGGAGGGCCCUGAGCAUGAGGAGCAGAGCCUGGGUCAGACCUCGCCCUGCCCCUUAGUCCUGGUGAGGAUUCAGGAAAUGGAGCAGGAUCUGGAUAUGUACACCAGAGCUCAAGAAAAGCUGAGCCUGAUGCUGGAGGAGAAGCAAGAUGAAUCUGUAAGGGCAGAGACCCUUGAGAAUCUGGAGGACUGUGAGAGUAACAUUGAAAGUUUGAACUUGGGACUCCAGCAACUAAGAGAAAUAACACUCCUCUCCUCACAGUCUUCAUCCCUGGUGGCCCCUUCUGGGUCUGUAUCCACCGAAGACCCAGAGCAGAGGAUGUUGGAGAAGAGAACCAAAGUGGUAGAAGAACUUCUUCAGACGGAAAGAGACUACAUCCGGGAUCUUGAGAUGUGCAUUGAGCGGAUCAUGGUGCCCCUACAGCAGGCACAGGUACCAAACAUUGAUUUUGAGGGACUUUUUGGAAAUAUGCAGAUGGUGAUUAAAGUCUCAAAGCAAUUAUUAGCUGCCCUGGAAAUCAGCGAUGCUGUAGGACCUGUGUUUCUUGAUCACCGUGAUGACCUUGAGGGAACGUACAAGGUUUAUUGCCAGAAUCACGAUGAGGCCAUUGCCCUGCUGGAAAUCUAUGAGAAAGAUGAAAAGAUCCAGAAGCAUCUUCAAGACUCGUUGGCAGACCUGAGGAGCCUGUACAAUGAAUGGGGAUGCACCAAUUACAUUAACCUGGGUUCCUUCCUCAUCAAACCUGUACAGAGAGUAAUGCGUUACCCACUGCUGCUAAUGGAGUUGCUGAAUUCCACCCCAGAACUCCAUCCAGAUAAAGUGCCUUUAACCAGCGCAGUCCUUGCUGUCAAGGAAAUCAACGUAAACAUUAAUGAGUAUAAACGGCGAAAGGAUCUGGUGCUGAAGUACCGGAAGGGUGAUGAGGAUAGCCUUAUGGAGAAAAUUUCCAAACUGAACAUCCACUCCAUCAUCAAGAAAUCCAACCGAGUGAGCAGUCACCUGAAGCACCUCACUGGCUUUGCGCCUCAGAUAAAAGAUGAGGUAUUUGAAGAAACAGAAAAGACCUUUCGAAUGCAAGAAAGACUGAUUAAAUCUUUUAUCCGAGACCUGUCCCUCUACCUCCAGCAUAUCCGGGAAUCAGCUUGUGUGAAGGUGGUGGCUGCCUCAAGCAUGUGGGAUCUGUGCGUGGAGCGGGGACACCACGACCUGGAGCAGUUUGAAAAGGUGCACCGUUACAUCAGUGACCAGCUCUUCACCAAUUUCAAAGAGAGGACAGAGCGACUGGUCAUCUCUCCUUUAAAUCAGUUACUGAGCAUGUUUACAGGACCCCACAAGCUGGUGCAGAAGCGUUUCGACAAGCUCCUGGACUUCUACAACUGCACAGAACGAGCAGAGAAGUUGAAAGACAAGAAAACCUUAGAGGAGCUGCAGUCAGCCCGGAACAACUACGAGGCCCUGAAUGCACAGCUGCUAGAUGAGCUGCCCAAGUUCCAGCAGUACGCGCAGGGACUCUUCGCCAACUGCAUCCAUGGCUACGCGGAAGCCCACUGUGACUUUGUGCAGCAGGCACUGGAGCAGCUGCAGCCACUGCUUUCGUUACUCAAAGUUACUGGCAGAGACGGAAACCUGAUCGCCAUCUUCCACGAAGAGCACAGCAGGGUUCUGCAGCAACUCCAGGUCUUCACUUUCUUCCCUGAGUCUCUUCCAGCUGCAAAGAAGCCAUUCGAGAGGAGAACCAUAGACCGCCAGUCUGCGCGGAAGUCCCUCCUGGGCCUGGCAGGUUACGUGCUGCAGUCAGAAGAGCUGCGGGCCUCACUGCUGGCGCGGUACCCCCCUGAUAAACUCUUCCAAGCAGAACGGAAUUUCAAUGCUGCUCAGGACUUGGAUGUCUCACUUUUAGAAGGUGACCUGGUCGGUGUGAUCAAAAAGAAGGACCCUAUGGGCAGUCAGAACCGCUGGCUGAUUGACAAUGGAGUCACCAAAGGCUUCGUGUACAGCUCCUUCCUUAAGCCCUACAAUCCACGCCACAGCCACUCUGAUGCCUCUGUGGGCAGCCACUCCUCCACUGAGUCAGAGCACAGCAGCUCGUCCCCCAGGUUCCUUCGGCAGAACAGCAACAGCACCUUGACCUUCAACCCCAGCAGCAUGGCUGUGUCCUUUACCUCAGCUUCUUGUCCAAAGCAGCCUCAAGAUGUGCCUUCAUUGAAAGCGCAUGACCAGGGAACUCUUGGUACAUCCUCGAACCUGGGUAGUCCUGAGAGUGGACCUUCCAGGUCCCCGUCAAACCCAGACUGUACUUUCCAACCUAGACCAGGGGACUCUGUGGAUGCAACCAGUAUAAGGGGCUGCUACCGAAGCACCAGGCACCCAGAAGUUGCUUACUCUGUACCGGGGAGAAAUGGACAAGGUAAAGACCUCAUAAAAGGAUGCGCAGCAGCAGCCCAGGCUCUGGGAGACAGAAAUGAAGAGCUAGAAAGCAGCGAGGCAGAAGGCAACCAGGUAUAUUUUGCUGUUUAUGCCUUCAAAGCACGAAACCCAAAUGAGCUGAGUGUGUCAGCCAAUCAAAGACUCAAGAUCCUCGAGUUCAAAGACGUUACUGGCAAUACAGAGUGGUGGUUAGCUGAAGUUAAUGGAAAGAAGGGCUAUGUCCCAUCCAAUUACAUCCGCAAAACUGAGUACACCUGAGCCUGUUGUACCUCCUGCUCAACCUUACUGCUGCCUUUGCUUUCAGUCUGCUGAAAGGUUCUGGUGGGCUGCUGACCGGCACCUGGUCUGAAGACCCAGGCCCUGCUGCACUGCUUAACAGGACUAGCGGAGAGCAAGACAAGUUUUGUUCUUCUCUAUCGGGUUAUAAGUCUUGAUGCUUCCUAGAAUUUCUAGAAUUUGAAGUGGGCCCUGGGGUUCUCAGAUGAUUCAGUGACCACGAGAUGAAAGGCAAGGGCCGGGUCAGCCUUUGGCAGUGAGAAAUUUCCAGCCGGAGCACUGACAUUCUGAGUCUGCAGGAAGCUGAGCUAGCAUUGCUGUAUCACACUGAGUCUGGGGUGGCCCCGUGCUCCGUGAUGAGCUGAUGACAAACUGACUUGGACGGGGCUCUGGGGCCCAGGCAGGUCACAUUCUGGCACGUGGCAAAGAAUUUGCUGGGAUGGCACCAAACCUAGUGUUUCAGAGCUUCGGAGAUACCUCUCGUGUUCCGCUCACAUUUCGUUUCUCACACCUAAUUUCUAAAGUCCCUAAAAUACUAAUCUGUUUCAUUUCACUAUUCCCAGAUUGGUUAGACAAAAUUCAGCUGCUUUCUUCUGCUAAGAAGUAGUUAGGGUUUUUAUUUUCUUUUGACCUUUUAUCUGAAAGGUUCUCGUUCCUUUUUAGAUACAGUCAUCUACCCUUUCUCACAGUCACCUCUACCUUAUACAGAAUGUGUGAUGUCUCAUGACCGUGUGCUCAGUAAUGGGUAGAUUUUCCUAGAAUACCAGGAUCAGAGCCCCAGCCUCCACUAAAAGUACUAAUUCUACACUAGUCCCUGACCAGUCAGGCCUGGUCAAGGACUGCAUACCUUGCUCCUUCACACGGCUGCCGCUUACACAGCCACAGAUGCAGCCAGCAUGACCAUGUGACUUACUUGAGGAAAGGUAAGCGGUCCCAGGAGCAGCUGAUCCUAGACUAGGAAAUAAGAUUUGCAGCUCCACUACUAACCUCCAUGCUUCAGGGACAGUUUUCAAAGCCAAACAGAUUCUCAAGUGCCUGGUAACGCCUCACUGGUCGCGGGAAGUCACUUGCGAACCAUCAGAACCUGCCUUUGAAAAUUUGGUGUGAGCAGGGCUCCUGUACUUCAGAUCUUCACAAGCUGUGAGGCCUGUUGGACAGUGGGUGACUCUGAGGUUUGUCUUUUAGAGGAAUUAACAAUCUUACAGCCCCUGUUUCUCUGCGUGCACAUUUGGCCGUAAGAUCCUGACCCACGAGACACCUGUGGACUCCUCAGCCCGUGUCCCUGCCAGUGGCCACAGGCAGUGAUGAAAGGUCUCUUGUGAGGAGUGUUUAUAUUUAGACAUGUUUAUAUUUUAGUUAUUUUAUAAAUAAAAUCAUUUCUAUUGGC